Molecule: messenger RNA, 858 nt
Organism: Danio rerio (zebrafish)
Lineage: Eukaryota; Metazoa; Chordata; Actinopteri; Cypriniformes; Danionidae
Source: RefSeq, a predicted model, not a curated record
AUGCCUCCGUUUGGACUGAGUCUGCCUCUUGUGCUCCGCAUCUUAGAGAUCAUCUUCUGCGCAGUGGCCCUGAUCGUCCCCAUGUUUCGAGGCCCCAUGUACAGCCCAUACGGGAUCUGGUGUGAAUUCGUGUGGGCAUUCGCACUCAUCAUGGCCGUGGUGAUCCUGGUGGUUGAGAAGUUUUUGCUUGCUAAACUGAUCGAGCUGUUUGUGCUGAAACACACAUGGGACGAUCUCUCCUGUGGACUGACCCUGCUGUGCUCCGUCAUGCUGCUGUCCGCGUGUCUCAUCUACUGCAUCGUUUUUGUUUGCGCCACAUGCAUUGUUGAUAUCAUCUGCGCCAUCUUUGCCAUCCUUGCGUUUAUUGCGUACACGGUCGAUGCUGUGAUGCUGAAACUCAAAUGUCCUGCUGGCUAUCUAUCCAACGUUCAAGGCAUCCUGCGCUUCAGCCAGGCGUUUGUGGCCUGUCUUAUUUUCACCGGAAUAUACAAUUACUUCAGAGGAGUCGAAAACCAAUUCCGGCCUCCAGGUCUGAUCUGGUGCAUCGUGGUGUACGUGGUGUGUUUUCCUCCAACAGUAGUGGUGAUGCCGUCUCACCUGCAGAAGUGUGUGGAUCUGCUGCGAUGCUGUGAUCUCAGUAAGCUGGAGCUGGUGUUGGACAUUAUAGCUGUGGUUCUGUAUGUAUCUGCAGCCAUUAUAUGGCCCGCCAUCGGAUAUAAACAACAUAAAAGAGACUCUAAAAACCAGGAUCAUCGCCUUCAUGACCUCAACAUGGUCACAAUACUGACUUAUGUGAACUUGGGAUUGUACAUCGCAGACCUUGUUUUGAUUUUGAUUGUCAUUUACAAAAACAGGUAG